This is a messenger RNA of Candidula unifasciata, 432 nucleotides long. The record is from the annotation of a GenBank genome assembly. Lineage: Eukaryota; Metazoa; Mollusca; Gastropoda; Stylommatophora; Geomitridae.
AUGUAUUCCAGCAGAAAAGCUAAAAGAAGUAGGCAAAGUAUAUAUUGGACUAAGACCUUUUGGGGUGUGUUUCCCUUGGUGGACAACUAUGCAGAUGAAGAAUAUUUCUACCUGAUUGCUGUUCACACUGGACUGAGAAAGUCAGCAGGCACCAAGUCUAGAGUCAGUUUCUGUUUGUCUGGAGAGUUUAACGAUACAGGUGUACGGCAGCUUAGAGAUGGAAUUAGAGAGGCAAACAUCUUUUCAUUUAUUUAUUUGUUAUGUUUUGGAUUCUCAUCAGCAAGUUUAUUAUACUUUGUAAUGGCCUGUCCUGGAUCAUUGGGUCCCCUUCAGUGUUUGCGUAUUUGGAUUGACAACUCUGAGAAGAGUGGUGAUGCAUCCUGGUAUCUAGACAGAAUUGAUGUUACAGAUAUUCAGACUGGUCAUACGUAA